GACUUUCAUAACUAAAUAAAAAUAUAUAUAUAUUUUUUCAGAAGUAAAGCAACAAACGCGUGAAAAUCCCUAUGAAGUUGGUCAGAUUAAAAUGUCUUUGCAAUAUCGCCGCGGUGUCUUAACGGUGAUGAUUCACCAUGCGAAAGGCUUGCCCAUGCUGCAAGGGGGUCAAGAGCCUAACACCUACGUCAAAUGUUAUCUCAAGCCGGAUACAACAAAAGUGACCAAACGCAAAACAAAAGUGGUACGAAAAACGUGUGUGCCCAGCUUUAUGGAGACGCUCGAGUAUCGCAUGCCAUUGGAACAUAUACAAAAUCGUUUAUUGCAUGUCACUGUAUGGUCACACGAUACAUUGCAGGAGAACGAAUUACUUGGCGGCUUUCAAAUCGAUCUGAGUAAAUAUGAUUUACGUAAAGAACUGAUCGAUUGGUUUCGACUUGGACCAAUGCCUAGAAAUUGAACAGCGAAGUGCGCUAGGGCCGAACACAAA
This is a messenger RNA of Rhagoletis zephyria (snowberry fruit fly), 490 nucleotides long. Its product is annotated as phosphatidylinositol 4-phosphate 3-kinase C2 domain-containing subunit beta-like. Gene Ontology annotation, molecular function: neurexin family protein binding. Gene Ontology annotation, biological process: exocytosis. Gene Ontology annotation, cellular component: exocytic vesicle; plasma membrane. Lineage: Eukaryota; Metazoa; Arthropoda; Insecta; Diptera; Tephritidae. The record is from RefSeq and is a predicted model, not a curated record.